This is a messenger RNA of Salvelinus sp. IW2-2015, 2339 nucleotides long. Its product is annotated as palmdelphin. Gene Ontology annotation, cellular component: membrane; cytoplasm. Gene Ontology annotation, biological process: regulation of cell shape. NCBI's taxonomy places the organism in Eukaryota, Metazoa, Chordata, Actinopteri, Salmoniformes, Salmonidae. The record is from RefSeq and is a predicted model, not a curated record.
CUCGUCUAAUACUAACAUUAGACCAUUACUUUGUGCUUAUAAUGUAGGACUUGUAUUUAUAUCCAUUAUUCUGGUUCUUUGGAGAACAACAAGGGUUCAUGGGUAUUAGGCCUAAUGCUUGAAUCUUGAGUUUGCAGUGUACUUGGAUUAUCAUUCUCAUCGUUGGCCUUACACAUCAAUGGGGGGAUGGAUAAUGUGUAAUAAUCUGUGUCUAUGUCCUUUAUGUCUAUGAGUCAUGGCUUCAUUCCAAUGAAAUGAAGGAUAUUAAUUGAAUAUGCAGGUAGUGAUUUGUGAUAAAAGUCGUUUUUUUCACCAAGAGAUUUCUGUGAACUGACUGUGUGGGUGUGCGGCGGAUAGCAAAGGUCUGCUUUCAGAGGAAAAGGUGAUGCGAAAUGGAAGGCAAUUAUAUUGAUGGAGGGCAGAAGGUGCCACUGUUCUAGUUGCAUGUUUUCUGAUUCCUUGGAUAUGGUGUCUAAUCAAUAACCCGGAAACUAAGACCCCUCGAGACGUUUGGAAAUAAUCACUAAUUACUAAUUACUUCUUUUUCACCUGGCUUGUUGUGAUUUUCACAUCAUCCUUUCAGUCGGUUUUGAUUGUGAACACCUGUAUCUCCACACAGGAGUUAAAUGCCGAAUACCAGGCAGACCCGAUACAAUACGUUUACGCACCGAUUCCAAAUAUGACAGAUUUCCAGAUGCCAAGGUCCAUCACACCUACCAGUAGACCACUGAGGAAAAUAAAAAAUCCACAGGAAGGACUUGAUGGUGAAGAACCAAAGCAGGCUAUGUUCGCCAUGGAGAUCAGUGUAGAGAAGGACAUGAGAACAGGAGAGAGCCAAGUCGUGUCCAUGACCACCCUAACCCCUGAAGAGUUCCAACAGAAGGGUGUGAAGGUCUACGAUGAUGGGAAGAAGUCUGUCUAUGCCCUACGCCCGGAGGGACAGGUGACCCGGAAUGGGGUGGGGUUGGGCGAACUGAGUAACGUUGAGGUGGAGGCGCUCCUGCGCCAGGCUGGGGAUGCAGAGGUCCCCACCGAGGUCCAGUACCACAGGCCCGUCUAUGCUGCUCCUUACACCAGCAGGCCUUCAACCCCUGCAUGGAAGCCUGAGCAGGGACACGUCAGCCCCAGUCCUGGUGAGCCCAAUGGUCAUCGGACCUCCAUUACAACCCCCCAUCCUCAAGCCAGCCCUUUCCAGAUGCUUCCAGAAGCUCUGCCCAGAGAUGGAGCCCAGAGCAGGGAAGAAGUAGCCAGCUCUGCCCCCUCUCACAUUCCAAACAUCCACGCUGACAAGCAUCUAGUGCAGCCUCAAUCACCUCCCCAUCAAGGUUUCCAAACUUGCCAGAGCCUCACCAAUGGUAGCAGUGGUAUAGGCCCACACCCAGAUAAAAACAGACCAGCUAUCAUUGCAGUCCUGAGUUCAGGAGAAAGCCGCACUCCCAUACCGCUGAUAGAGAAUACUGUGACAGAUUGGGACAGGCAGUCACCAAUCUACCCCAACUGUCGUCAGUCUCCAUUCUACCCCAGCAGUCGACAGUCARCAUUUUACACCAGUGACAGUGGUGAGUCCUCCUUCAACAUCAUGAACACCUUGCCACCUGAUCUGGACUCUGAACCAGUGACAAUGAUCUUCAUGGGCUACCAGAACGCAGCAGAGGAGGAAGAUGAGGAGAAUAUCCAGGCCGAGCUGGUCGUCAUCGGAAACGGCGAUGAUGAUGAAGAAGAUGACAACAACGUACCCUCAUACCACCCCGAGGGGUACCGAAGCAAGAUCUUCCAACCCACAGCCAGAUGCAACAACAACACAGACUAUACUGCAGAUUCCACAAACUCUGAGAGUCUGCUACACCGACCCACGUUCACCCACAAACCUGGGAAGCGCAGUUCCGACCCAGACCAACAGCCCCUGGCCAUAGAAGUGCCCACGAGCGCAGGUAUCAAGACGGGCAAAAAUAAUUACUGCUGCUUAGGGGGCUGGGGCUCUUCAAUCCCUCUCAUCAAAUGCUAACCUAGUCUCUCAUCUACUCUAACAACCUAACACUCUCUCUCUGAUCUUGUGAGCCUUUGAGAUCACACGCAAACACUGUGGCUUCUGCGCCAACCUACUCACAUCCCAAGCAUGUACGGCAUUCUCUAACCCGUGGACCSUACGUUCACCCUCUUUUGUCUUCCUUUAACAAGAUAAUAAGGCACAGUUUUAGAGCGGUUACCACACCUGGCAUUACUUUAUGUGGCCUUAUUUGAACUAUAGUCAACUCUGACAACUGAAUGGAAGCUUUUAACUGUUUUGAAUCGAAACAAUAUCGGAGAGAUGUUGUCAUGUAAAUCAGUGUAUUACUAAC